AAAAUAAACGCAGCGUGAAGUUUUGUAGUUUGUAGAAUAAGAUUGCUGGCCUAGGGCCUAAUGCAAAGCCAAAGUGGACCCCAAGAAGACCAGAGGAGCACCUCAAUUUCUCAAAUGUGAACACGCUAGUGAAUAAAAAAACAAAAACAUUUAAGCCACCAAGACCGUCAACAUUACUUUUCAUGUGUGCAAACAUGGUUGUAUGAUCCAUUCCAGCUUCUUUCUUGAUCUAGAAUCUACCAACCAUGUGCACGAACAGUUGAAGUUUUUGUGUAGAUUUCAGUCCAGCGAGUGCCGGUGUCAAGGCUACCGUUUCGUCUUUGUUUGAGUUUUUAAAGUUCAGUUUUGACUUAAAUCAUCUAGAUCUACUAUUGACGAGUUUGAGGGGGAGGCGAAGUCAUAUAUUACGAUGUCAGGAAGAGGCAGCAGCAUCUCACAUUUAACAGAGACAGAAGAACAACAGAAAACCAGGUUUCAGACUGAAUUAGAAUUUGUACAAUGCUUGGCGAAUCCCAACUAUCUGAACUUUUUGGCCCAGAGAGGGAUUUUCAAAGAGCAAAAUUUCAUCAACUACCUUAAGUACUUGCAGUACUGGAAAGAGCCCAAGUAUGCCAAAUAUCUCAAGUACCCUCAGUGCCUUCACAUGCUGGAGCUACUACAGUACGAGCACUUCCGCAAGGAACUGGUCAACUCUCAGUGUGCUAAGUUCAUCGACGACCAGCAGCUUCUGAGCUGGCAGCACUAUCAGCGCAAACGCAGUACUCUCUUACAGGAACAGGCCGAGAAGACCCAAGCGGCUAAAGAGACGAAAGAAGUCAAACCACCAACCACUCAGGCCGCUACUUGAUCUUUCUCCACCUCACAUGGAACGUCAGGGAACAUGUUAGGGUUGUCAUACCAUUUUCUCCUGUCACUGUACAUAGCCCCAUCGUUUUAUCAUGAAUAAUUUCUGCAUGAGAAUGAGAAGAAGCAGUUUGGAGCGAGUGAUUUGUGCUGUUGACUGUAGCUGGUGUGUUUUUUUUUUGCCAAAGUGGACUUUUUUGUUAUAGUUUCACUUUCACAUGUGUAUAUUAUUACCCUGUCGCUCAUCAUGUUAUGUUCGUUAUAGACAUACAGCGAUGUUGCUGACAGUUUGUAUACACAUUGUCACUUCGCUAAUAGAAUAGCACUUCUUAUUUUUACUCCGUUUGAGACAAAUGAAAAAAACAACUAGACUAUUUAUCAUGUAAUAAUGGUAAAACUUGUCUUACACGUUUAUCUUGUGACUGCCGGCGCAUUUUUGUUUUGGUUUUACCAAAAGAUAUACAGUCCGCUCCACUUGUAGCGAGGUCGGUUGUAAAGAUCUUUGGACGUAGCGAUUUUUUCCAUGGUACGGGCACCGAUGCAACACAAACUCAAUAAAAUUGAAACGGUUGUACUGAAUUCACUACAUCCGUCGUGACGGCUGUAGUGAUGCGUAAUCUUAUCCCUGGCCCAUAUAUUUUAUAGUAAAAAUAUAACGGUUUUAAAGGUGUUUCCCCCGUGGUUAGCUUUGAUGAACGUGAUGAUGUUUUGUAACGUUACGCACAUUCACACAACAGUACGAGGCAUCAGACAUCCCACAUGAUACUAUUGAUUACCUUACAUGAUAAACGCAUUAGCGAACAUGAUACUGCCUCCCUCUCACUUCGCCUAGCGACAUGGCCAUGAGAGACAACUACGAUGUGUUGGCACUGUGGCUUAGCGCCGAAGGAAGCGAACACGGUUGGCCCUGCCUCUCUCUCACUUCGCGUAGCAUCCCUACUUGCCUGAGUCAAUGCACUGUGCGUGUGGUGUGUGUCACUGACCUGUGUGCUGGGAUUAUUUCCCUUGAAUUUUUCUUCCAGCGACUGUUGUGAACUUCGGAUGUACCGGUAGCGAUCUUUUUUCUGGUCCCCCAACGAUAUCGCUACAAGCGUACUCGACUGUAGUGCCAAAAAUAAAAAGUAAAACGCUAGAUCUAGUUGCAUUUUGGAACAGCUCUGAGUUUUGCAAUUUUGUUAACGCAGUGACAAUAGUAUGUGAAAAUUGAAAGGUGCACCGUGGAAUGAAUGGUCUGAGCAGGGCUGCCAAGUGUCCUGCGUUGCACGGGACAGUCCCGCAUUUUGGCCACCGGUCCCGCACGAAGCUCAACAUUGCACCUGGAACAAUUUUUCUCAAGAGCUCCGCUUUUGUUCACACAGGUCAAGCCAUGCAGGAACUGGGCGAGGAAAAAUGUUGAGUUUAUGGGGCGGGGGAAUCUUAUAAGUUAUGUAGCCUUGCGAAGUCCGAUGUGUUCCUCGAGUCAUUUUUCCCAACUUGGCAGCCCUGGUCUGAGCAAAUGGGAAAUCUUGUGUAAGGAGUUUGUUAAUGUCAUGUCAUCAGCACUUACUGUGUGACUUCCAUGAAGUUGAAUGAAUGAAAGAGCCAUAAUAUUAUGUGAAUAAAAGGUGCCUGUCUGCUUCAAAAUAA
Molecule: messenger RNA, 2469 nt
Organism: Aplysia californica (California sea hare)
Lineage: Eukaryota; Metazoa; Mollusca; Gastropoda; Aplysiida; Aplysiidae
Product: mediator of RNA polymerase II transcription subunit 31
Exons: 5
Coding region: 410-847 (145 amino acids)
Biological process (GO): regulation of transcription by RNA polymerase II
Cellular component (GO): core mediator complex; mediator complex
Molecular function (GO): transcription coregulator activity
Source: RefSeq, a predicted model, not a curated record